This is a messenger RNA of Fonsecaea pedrosoi CBS 271.37, 1158 nucleotides long. RefSeq lists its product as uncharacterized. The record is from RefSeq and is a predicted model, not a curated record. Bases 1 to 1158 code for a protein of 385 amino acids. The transcript is spliced from 2 exons. Lineage: Eukaryota; Fungi; Ascomycota; Eurotiomycetes; Chaetothyriales; Herpotrichiellaceae.
AUGCUGCGAAAGCAAGCGCUGAUCAAUCUGGCAUUCUCAGUCCCCAAGAAUCGCAAGCCCAAAUUCGACCUCAUCCUGCGCAUCAUCGACUUGACCAACAUUCCAUUGAUCUACGGUACCGCUUGCGUGAGAUGGCACCUCUCCUCUUCCAACGCCGCGGAGCACCGCGGGCGAACCGAUAAGGCCCCGAUUGAAGAACACAAGGCAACAUGGGAUUAUUGGAAGGAAAUACCGGUGCGUCUGACCAUCGACAAGACGGGCAUGCUCCAGGAGUGCGACAUCCACUUUGAAGUUCUCCAAGAAUUCCAUGAAGGCGGAAGAGGUGGUCGCGUACAUCUGGGCAAUGUGAAACUCAACCUGGCCGAAUACACUCGACUACCGGAUCUACCGCCCGCAGACCGCGAUCCGCAAGAUGAAGCCGAUGAUGGAAGCAUCACGAGAAGAUAUCUCCUACAGGACAGCAAGGUCAACAGCACGCUGAAAAUUGGGAUCCGAAUGAGGCAGACUGAGGGCGACUCUAAUUUCAUAGCACCUCCACUGAGGUCAGCGAUGGUGGUCGGUGGCAUCGCGGGGGUCUUGACCACAGAGGCCGGCGAAGGAGACGACAUCCCUAGCAUCACCAGCAAGACGAGAGAGUUGUCAGAAGCUCAGGAUAUUUAUCGACGAACGCUGGCAGCGACGUGGGCAUGUCAAUCCGGAGAACUACCUCCGGAUAAAUUGAUUGAGAACCUGUUUGCGGGAGGAGACGGCGGAGUACGACCACAGUCGUCCAGUAGCAAGGCUAGCAAUCAACAACAGCAACAACGGGAGCAGCAGCAGCAACAUCAACAACAGAACACCAGGCUUGGUCUGCGUGAAGAGAACGGCAGCAGUUCAAGCAAUGAGCCCAGGAGACCCGUCACUCCACGCCAAUUCUUGACACCCCAGGUAUUUGCCAGCGGAAUCAGCCACGGUCAGGGGCACCGACGCGGAUCAAGUCGAGAUUCUCCCACCCUACAAACAACUGCCGCGGGUGCCGUCAGUGGCCGAGCAAGCAUCGAGCAGCAAGUCCAUGCGAGCCAGCAGGAACAUCGCCGGCGUGAUCGAUCAGAAUACCACGAGUUCACCGAGUUUGAUCUCCGUGAUGAUUUACGGAGCUGGGAAAUCGGAGUAAGAUGA